AUGACCACAGAAAAUGCAUUCCGCGCCGCGGAUGACAUGAAACUAAGCCCCGGGAACAAUGACGGCUUAGCAUCUCAAAAUGUCUCAGACAGAGAGAUCCCAAAGAGGAAGGCUUUCGAAGAUGUAGACAGCUAUUCAUCAAAACGCAUGAGACAUGACGACUACUUUCGUGAAGCCACGAACGAACGACCAAGGAGGGGCUCGUCACAGGAGCGCCGCAGUUCCUAUGGCGGCUCUAAAGGCGUGGAUGUUGAUCGCCGAAAAGUCGCGACUCAGGAAGAGAAGAAGCGCGGCAAACGCUUGUUCGGUGGACUUUUGAGUACUUUGAGCCAGACGAGUGGCGGUUCGACGCAGAAGAGACGCUUGGAGAUAGAGCGAAGACAGCAGGAACGAAUGCACAAACAGAGUUUCGAAGAUGACAAGCUACGGGCAGAAAAGAGAGCCAGAGUCAUGGAGGCUCGGAAAGGCGAACAGAAUGUGUUUGACGAGGAAGCUAUGCGAAACAAGCAUACUAAAAUGCUUGCGGUGGCUCGAUACCUACGGACGAAAUCUCAACCACAGAUCUAUUAUCUCCCUCGGAAACUCACAGAAGCGCAGGAGGAUGCGAUAGACGAGCAAAUACGGCACGCGAAAGCUACAGUAGAACAGGAAGUGGAGGCUUUCAACGAAAGAAAAGAACGACAGACAGAUCAAGACUGGCGAUCUUCAGUACGAGCAGAAACGAUGGCGCCCUCGGACGAAGAAAUGGUUCAUGGCUAUAAGACUACGAAUGGCACAGAACAUGCAGGAAGAACUCAGGAGACGGGUCAUGAAGCUGACCACCAUGAUGAGGCAGCAGAUGUGUUGGAAGAAGCUGAUGAGGACAUGGUGAUUUAUUGA
Fusarium venenatum is the source of this 879-nucleotide messenger RNA. The record is from RefSeq and is a predicted model, not a curated record. NCBI's taxonomy places the organism in Eukaryota, Fungi, Ascomycota, Sordariomycetes, Hypocreales, Nectriaceae.